AUGCGUUCCGGCUCGAAGCGCUACAUCAACCUACAGCACGAUGUCCACGAGACGACGCCCUGGUACUGGCGCUUCAUAGCGCUCGCUGCCUCGUGGAUGAUACUGGGAGGCUACCUCAUACUCCCAGGCCUCUAUGCGAAAGACCCGCAGCUCAAGUUCUCCCAAGCGGUGUUGUCCGUCUUCGUCGUCGCACUCCUCACAGCCGGAUACUCGUUCACCGCGCUGCUCUGCUUCGCUUGUCGCAAUGAGAUAUUCCAGGCCGAAUCCAUCUUCCUACCCGCCCUCACCUCAUCCGCCCUCGGCCUCCUCUCCAUAGCCUACAACUUCCUCUCCUCGCGCAGCUUCGAAUGGGGCACCGCCGCCAUAUCCGGCACCGUCAUCAGCACCACGUCGACCCUCCUCUACGGCAUCCUCCUCAUCUGGACCCACCGCCGCAUCGUCAAGCUCAAGGAACAUCAGGCUUCACGCGGGAACACGUGGUCUGAGCAGUCCUACUACAUGAACUAUCUCCAAAACAUGUACCCCAGCGCAUCACGCUCGCCCUCCGCGCCACCCGAGAUACCGCUCAGCGAAGACGACCGCAUAAAUCAGCAGAUGGCCAUGCUUCUCAUGAAGAGUGAUCCGGGCCCAAGCCCAGAUGCCAGCAGUGCCACGUUCAGAAUAGACCUCCCCGAAGAUGAGGAAGAGAGGCAGCGCAUCGCGAAUAGCCAAGAGUUGGUAGGAACCCCGCCGCAAGCACACCCCGAUGCCAGUCGGGGACGAGCAAACAGCCGGCCAGACAGCCUCAGUGAGCAGCAAGCAUGGGAGCGAUGGCAGGACCGCGGCCGGACAACCGAUCGACCCUCCAGCAUCGGCGCCCGAAGCAACCACUCGCGGGCUAUGAGCCGCGAGGAGCGGAGAAGAGAGAUUGAACUAGGGCAUGUGUAA
Trematosphaeria pertusa is the source of this 927-nucleotide messenger RNA. RefSeq lists its product as uncharacterized. The transcript has 3 exons. Lineage: Eukaryota; Fungi; Ascomycota; Dothideomycetes; Pleosporales; Trematosphaeriaceae. Bases 1 to 927 code for a protein of 308 amino acids. The record is from RefSeq and is a predicted model, not a curated record.